UCUUGACACGGUGUGUGAUUUGGCGAAGACCAGGCCAGGAUGACGUCUCGCAGUAGGGCCUCCAAGCGGGAGCCCCCCAGAGCCCCCCGCGACGAGUACGAGGAGGUCUUCGCCGAGAUCACGACCAAGUUGUACGGGGAGCCGGUGAAGAAGAUCGCGAGGGAUGUCAAGACGGAGGACGAGGGCGAGGAAGGGGAAGACAUGCUCGUGGAUCGCAACAGCGACGACCGUCCCGCCUCUCCCGACCUGUCGCAUUCCAAGCUCCUCAAUGGCACUGAGGUCCAGGUGGGAGACGUGCUGCUGCCGGAGCUGGCGGGUCUCCUCCGCCGCAAUCGCGUCCUCCACUCGGGGGAGAACUGGUUCGAGAACGAGCACACGCUUCCGUGGACGACGUCCAAGAUCGCCCAGUUCCAUUGCGGGCAGAAGGUGUUCCGGUGCAUCGAGUGUCAGGCGUUCGUCGGGCUGUUGAUGCGGGUCGCCGAGCACUGGCUCGGCACCCACACGGAUCUCAAGGCCUUUCAGUGUCCACACUGUCCAUAUGACAGCGCCUGGUAUAGAUGCGUGCGGAUGCAUUUCAACCGUGCCCACGAUCCGAACUGGAAUCUCCCCGAGACCGACAUGUGGAAGGCAUCUGGGGUCUUGAGCAGCGUGUCGUCGUACCUCCAGCGCCUGAAGUCCAUCGUAGAGUCUCACGUGACGACCGGCUCCCCUUCCUCUCCCGACGGCAGCGGGCCGAACGCCGCCGGAAAGCGUUACUGGUGCUCCUACUGCCCCUAUGCCACCGACCGGCGGGACCUGUACACUCGGCACGAGAACAUCCACAAGGAGGAGAAGCCUUUCCACUGCUACGUCUGCUUCAAGCAGUUCAACCGAGCCGACCACGUCAAGAAGCAUUUCCUUCGCAUCCAUCGGGACUUGGACUAUGAUACGACCAAGAUCAGACGAGAUCCAAACGCAUUGCCACUGAGCAUCGGCGUGGAGCCCGAAGACCUGAGCGCCGCCGAGGGAGGCGGAUCCAACUCCUCGGGGUCCCUCGUGGUGACCCCGAAGGUCCCGGUGAAGACGUCCAAGAUCCCGAGCAGCAAGAUGAGGAUCAAGGAGGACAAGAGCCAUCGCAGCACAAAAGUUGUACCCUCCAAGAUCAAGCAGGAGCCUGUGUCACAGAGCGAGGAAGAGGCGAAGGCCGGGGACGAGGGCGGGACCAGCGGGAAGGACAAGGAAGGGACGAAGCUGUGGUGCCACAUGUGCGCCUGGACGGGGACGGACUCUUGGUCCCUCAAACGCCACAUCUACACCCACACGAAGCCGUUCAUGUGUCCGCUGUGCCUGUACCGUGCGUCGCGGCGGGAGCGUCUCCUCGUCCACGUGGGACGCGUGCACGACAAGCGCAUCUGCACCCGCUGCAACCUCCUUGCCGACUCUCAGCUCGAGAUAGAUAUUCACAUCCAGCGUGAACAUAAAAACUCCAAGCGGUCAACAAACCAUCUGUGCCUGGAAUGUGGGAAAGUCUUCCCCUCGCAGCUCGACUUCGAGAUGCAUGCUGUGAUGGCGCACCCACGUGCAACUGCAUCUGCCAAAUGCGACACGUGCGACUUCUCCGCCGAGGACACGUCUCAGUUGGAGCUCCAUCGUCGAGAAGUACACGGAAACAAUCCAGACGGAGAGGCGCUGAGCUGCAGCUGCUCCGGUUGCGGCUGCACAUUCACCGACGAAGUUUCACUGCGCAGUCACAUGGAUGCUGAGCACAAAGGCGAGGCGGUGGCUCCGAUCCCCCUGUUCAACUGUACCCUUUGCCCCUUCUCCUGCUCCACCCAGAACCUCAUGAUGGAGCACAUGCGAAUUCAUUCUGGACAGGCACUGGAGUGUCUGGCAGAGGAGUGUACGUUCACGACCCCGUUCUCGGCUGUGCUCAAGGACCACAUCACCAAGACCCACACCGGUGACAUGAAAUACGUCAUCCGCUGCCUUCACUGCGGCCUCCGUAUCUCCACCCUCGACUCCUUCCUCACCCACAACCGGACGUGCCACCACCCAGAUCGCGGCGAGGACGAAUUCGGUUGCCCCCUGUGCACCAAAGUCCUCCGGCUUCACUUCGGACUCCGGGAUGCCCUUCCCACGUCCCUGGAAUUGUACAAGCAGACGGGCACGGUAUUGGAGUCGCUGUUCGGAGACGUCCCGGCCGACUCGGGUCAGAUGGAGAUCCGGGUCACCUUGACUCGAUCGAGUCGACGGUCUCGGAAGCAGAGCACCCCGAAGAAGGUGUCAGUGGCCAAUAUUCAGGUUGUGCCAGACUUGAAGCCUCUUCCGAUUGCGUCGGCCUUGGGUCAGAGGUCGCAUCGGAGUCGGAGGAGGUUUCGAUGCGGCCGGUGCGACCCGGGUCAGCGGCGACCGGUAUCCUAUGCCCGGCGACCCGGUCUCCUCCUGCACCGAUUCUGGUUCCAUGCUCCCAAGUGCAAACGUUGUGAUAAGCGAUUCAGGUAUUGGUGUGAGUCCGGUCGGCACGAGUGUAAACGCAAGAAACCCUAGCCUCUCCCGCCCCUCCCUUUCAUCUUUUUACCUCUAUCCGGUGCAAACAUUCCAGUCCCUCGUCCAUUGAGGUAUCCACACAUCUCGCACAGUCGAGCUCCAGUGGAAUUUCCCCCUAAAGGUUUUUUUUUUUUUUGCAAGAGUAUGGUGGGAAAUUUGAAAUCACGAGUGCCUUGUCGAUUUUUUUUUUGUCCUCCCGAGUGAACGAUCUGCUGAGUUUGCAAAUUCUGCAAAUGCUGAAACCGGUGUAUGGUCUGAGAGUGAGGAAAGUUUUCCUUUCCUAUUUUAUCCCCGAUGUUGAUUGAUGUGAUCGAUGGAAAGAGGAUUAAGCUUGGAGAGGCAUUCACGACAAGAGAGUACAAAUCUACCCGAGUGGACUCGAAUCCCGGUUUUCAUCCACGCGACUGGUGAACAGAGUGUGCAUGUUGUUGAGAGUGCAAAUUUGCCAAUUUUUUUGGUUGUGCUGUGCAACUGCUUUAUCUCCCUUUCCCCUUUCCCGGUUUUCAACUGUGACUACAGGAAGAUUUCUAGUGUCUUUUAGACCCGUGUGCAACGGCAAUCGAUUCCCCCCCAACCGGUGAUUCUCAAAUUAGAUGAAGUUCUGCAAAAAAAAACAUUUCAGUUACUGUUUAUGCAAAUGUGUGCAUGUGAGAGGAGGAUUUUAUGCUAGGCUCAGGGAUCCCAAUGCCCAGACAAGAACUGUCUUCCGUGUGUUUCCUUCAUGGAGCCAGUAAAAAGAUUUUUUUUUCCAAUUUUUAAGUGCAAGAAAUUUUAUGUUAGCCAAAUCCAGUCUUUGGAUUAGUUUUAAUCCCUGUAUUCAGUUAAACCAUGGCAUCACAUUGUGAUACAGUCCCCCGCACGUUUGACCACUCGCAUAUACCCAACCAAACCUAAGUUAUGUUUCUAUUCUGGAUAGGGAGAAGCCAUAUAUGUUUGAGCAACCAUUUCGGACCAUGUUCACCUUGCCCUUCCUGUUUCUUCAAGCCUUUUUUUCUCAACUUGUAAUAAAUGGAAGCUUAUCCAACUUCUUGACA
Darwinula stevensoni is the source of this 3560-nucleotide messenger RNA. The record is from the annotation of a GenBank genome assembly. Lineage: Eukaryota; Metazoa; Arthropoda; Ostracoda; Podocopida; Darwinulidae.